AUGGUGCUUUGGCUGCUUUUCUGGAGUAUCUUUUCAUUUGAUACAGUAAGGGCAAGCUCAAAUAGACAGGUUCACUUACUAGAAUCACAAAGUAGACGACGAUGCUGGUCAUCUGGUAAUGGACAGCCGGCUCAUUGGUUGAAUGAUGGUGAACAGAUUAGUCGAGGAAAAUACUGGUAUGUUUGUAGUCGCGGCGAAUUACAACCACGAGGCUGUUUUACAGCAAAUAACGAGCAGCUACGCAUUGGCGAUAAAUACGUUGAAAACGGCUACGAACUACAGUGUGUUCUGGAUCGAGGAUAUUUACAGUUCAAAUUCACGGCAUGCGUUCCAAAAUCAAAUAAACGAUACACAAUUGGUGAGACAUGGGAAGACGAAAAGCGUAUGUACUGGUUUGAAUGCAAAGCUGAUGGACCAUAUUUACGAGUUGAAAUUCGUGGUUGCUUAACCCAUGAUAAAUCACGUAAACUAGAACUCAAUGAAGUCUAUGAUUUUGGAGAAUACACAUAUCAGUGUCAGAAGAAGUACAAUGGUACUGUACAAAUGUGUUCUGUGGGAUGUGUACAUAAAGGAGCGCAUUACAAAAUUGGUGAUCAAUGGCCUGUGAGUUUUUCAUUUAUUACUAAAUAA
Molecule: messenger RNA, 630 nt
Organism: Thelazia callipaeda (thelaziosis nematode)
Lineage: Eukaryota; Metazoa; Nematoda; Chromadorea; Rhabditida; Thelaziidae
Source: the annotation of a GenBank genome assembly